Drosophila rhopaloa is the source of this 3175-nucleotide messenger RNA. RefSeq lists its product as uncharacterized. NCBI's taxonomy places the organism in Eukaryota, Metazoa, Arthropoda, Insecta, Diptera, Drosophilidae. The transcript has 6 exons. The record is from RefSeq and is a predicted model, not a curated record. Gene Ontology annotation, cellular component: membrane. Gene Ontology annotation, molecular function: oxidoreductase activity, acting on the CH-CH group of donors. Gene Ontology annotation, biological process: lipid metabolic process.
UGUUGCGUCGGUCGUUCGUGUCCUUUCCGCUCGCAAAUUCACGCGGCGGCUGCUGGUGCAUUUGUUUUCGCCUCGCACUAGAUGCUGUCUGCAAUCGGAAACAGCGAAAGCAAAAGCGGUGGCAAUAAAAAAAGCCACAGCGGCAACAAGGAGCUAAAUUAAGCGGAGGCGCAGGAAGAAGGCAAAAAACAGGCGACCCCAAAUAAACAAUCAUCACAUAAAUACGUAAUCAACAAGCGGCCCCAAAAAAAGAGAAGCCUUGGCAGGCAGCCAAAGCCGCCAACCAACCAACCACCCACCCACCAGGCUGCACCACCCAACCACCCAGCCACCCACCGCAGCAUGUAAGGCUCUGGGGGCGGGGGGAGUGGCACAGACACUUUGCGCGGAGGCGAAGCAAAUGUGGGUGUGAAGCGAUGUGAAGGCAAAACAUUUUGCAAUAUUAAAGAACAGACGCGGGCAGAACGUGUACCUGUUGCUGACCAUAAAGGCCAUAAAGGACGAUAGUGGAGUAGUGAGGGCGAGCGGUGAAAGGCCAGGUAAAAGGUGAAAGCCAAAAGCCCUGCACCGCAACCAUGGCUGUAAAUGUACUGGACUACGAUCACUUCGCCAUCAGCGCCAUCGUGGUGGGCAGUCUGCAGCUGUUCUUUUUCCUGGUCAACUCCAUGCUCCACAUGGACAAGCUGACGGACUUUGCCGGCGGCGUCAACUUCAUCAUUAUCUCCCUGCUGACGUUCUUCCUCGGCCAAAUCGAUCGUCCUUCGAAGGCCUAUGACAGUCGCCAGCUGAUGGUGACGCUGUUUGUUUGCUUGUGGGGCGCCCGGCUGUCCGGAUAUUUGCUAUAUCGCAUUAUAAAGUUGGGCCGCGACAAGCAGUUCGAGGAUACCCGCCGCAACAUCAUCCGCUACGCGGUCUUCUGGACCUUCCAGGCCGUGUGGGUGUACAUAGUGUCACUGCCUGUAAUAAUCAUUAAUUCACCGCGGCACUCGCAACCGCUGGCCCCAAAGACGAUGACCACACUGGACUCCACGGGAACGGGUAUGUUCAUCGUUGGAUUGCUGGCGGAGACCUAUGCGGAUCUGCAGAAGUUCUCGUUCCGACAGGAUCCUGCCAACCAGGGUAAAUUCUGCAAUGAUGGUCUGUGGAGCGUAUCACGGCAUCCUAACUACUUUGGCGAAGUGGUCAUCUGGUGGGGCAUCUUUGCCAUAUCCCUCAAUGUGAUCAGCGGCCAUGAAUGGGUGGCGAUUGCCUCACCCAUUUUCACCACUAUGAUUAUUCUCUUUUUGUCAGGGAUUCCCUUGCGGGAACGAAGUGCAGAUGAAAAGUACAAAGACCAGCUGGAGUACCGGAAGUACAAGGCCUCGACCUCGCCGCUGAUCCCAGUGCCACCUGCCGUCUACGUGGAGGUGCCCAGUGCCCUGAAGUUCAUCCUGUGCUGCGAGUUCCCCAUCUACGACUCGAUGCGGAUCCAGAAGGACCUCAGUCCGUACUCGCUGUCCAUAGCGCGCUCCCACUCGCACAUCUAGCAGUCAGUGGCCCACUCCGGCAGUGCGACGGCUGGCGUGGGUCAACUGACCGCCCACUCGACGGGCCACUCGGUGGGUCACUCGCUGCACCGGGGCCAGUGCUAUGGGGCCAAUGGCGGGGAUGCCGAGAGCCACCAGAACUGCGGCGGAAGCUGCCGCAACGUGCACGUCAAGUCGAAUCCGUACCAGUGCGAGGCGGGCUACGGCCACUAUCCGGUGUGCCACACGGACGACGACACGGAUGACGGGAUCAUCUACAUGGACCGCUCCACCCACAUCUACCACGAGCAGGAGGGCCCACUGGUGAAGGCGGCCAGCACCAAGUGCAGCUACCUGGCCGAGGAGGAGCUGGCCUCCGACUACGAUGAGGAUGUGCCGGCCAUCGAUCUCAGCAAGGCCACCAGCGUGGAGACCUUCGGCACCAGGGUGCAGUCGGAGCAGGCCGUGAAUGCCGAUGGUUUGCCCGUGACCGUGACCACGAUUUUGUGAUUGCCACUUUAAGAUUGGUUCUCAUACGGAUCGGGUUUUUAUAUUGGAUGUACAACGGGGUGGACCUCUGUUAGCUGAGGUUUUAAGUCUUUGAAAUUGAAAUUUCUAGAAAAUGUGGAAGGUCAAAUUACCGCAACAUCAUCACUCAUACGACAGGUAGUCCCGAUACAAAAGUAUUUGCUGGGGUUUAUUGAUCAGUAAUUUGGAUUCUUUUUAUCAAUCCAGAUCUUGUUCGUAUGAGUGAUGUUUAUGAUAACAAUUUAUUCACCAGACAUACUCUAAAGGUCGUUUUAAAUUCUAAAGAGUUUGAUGUUUAACAAUAUUUCGAUGGGUGAAUUUCGGUGAUUAGAAUUAUAGAUAACUUACUUUCUAAGAGCUUUUAGAUCAAAACGACAGUUUCCACAAAUAACAAACCAUACUUUUCGAAGCCCAGGGCCAAUGUUCUUGUAAAUAAUAUGGGUGACCAAAAACUAAAUGAAUAUGGGUUUGCAACCCCAAAGCGAAAUGAAACCUGAAAGAUACUACCUUAAAAUUAUUUUAUUCAACUAUGCUCCACCCUUUUGUACAUAAUUAAAGCUGGGGAUUGCAAAAAUACCGUAUAGUACCGAAAGCAUCUUGGAUACCCACAGCUGUCUAACACUAUAGUCUUUACGCUAUUGUUGCUCAAAUAACUAAUGUGCCUCUUAUGUGCUCUGCGCACCCUUAGAUUGUUGCACUCCUUCAAAGUUUACGCUAGUCUCUGUUGAACUCUCGUUGCUCCGCGACAAAUGUUGCCCCCAGAUCAAGAAUGGAAUACAAUUAUAUCUAUAUCUCUACAGCAUAUGUAUUUUCUUAUCGAACCGCAAACCACACCCCACCAAACAAAGGGAAUCGAAUCUGAAGCCAUUUAAACUGAAACAUAUCCCAAGGCAACGGCAAACCAACCAAAGGUUGGAUCACGAUAGAGAGUAUGUUCGAUAGCCAUUGUUAUUUUAUAUACUGGAAUAUCUACUCGUAGUAGCUAAAGAGAAAUAUACCCCAUGUUACCAAAAAUGUUCUCGGUAAGUGUACGUGUCUGUGUCUAGUUUGUGUCUCAAAUGUUAAGCAGUAUUACCUUAUGAACGAAUUGUACCUAAAUGAUUAUGCUGAGUAUGGAAAAUAAUAAACGAAACUAAAGAAAA